AUGGAGGAGAAUAUGGACGUAGAAUGGAGCUGUGAAAAUGGAGGUGCGUCCACUUUUAACGAUGGGACCAACUGUCACUGCAUUGCGAAGACUGAGGACAACGGUAGUAUCGAAAGCAAGAGGCUUUACUUGGCUCGCACGACAGCCUUUGAGAUGCUUCGCGACAGAGGCUACCAAGUUUCCGACGCCGAGCUCUCUCGCUCUCUCUCUGAGUUUCGUUCUGCUUUUGGUGAGAAGCCAGACCUUGAACGCCUCCGUAUCUGUGUGUCUCUCCGCUCAGAUCCCAAUAAAAAGAUUCUUGUCGUGUUCAUGGGGUCUGAACCAAUCACUGUGAAAUCAGUCCGUCCUAUUCAUAGUCAGAUUUCCAGCAGUGAAGGCUUGCAUGGUCUGAUUCUGAUUUUACAGAGCAAAAUGAACCACUUUGCCCAGAAGGAAUUGACAACCUUCCCUUUUACUGUUGAAACUUUCCCGAUUGGAGAUUUGUUGGUCAACAUCACAAAGCACACUCAGCAGCCAAAGAUUGAGGUCUUAACAAAAGAAGAGAAAGAACAAUUUCUGAAGAAACAUGCGCUUAAGGACAAACAGAUUCCUUAUUUGCAAGAGACGGACAGCUUCGUGAGAUACUAUGGGUUAAAGAAGAGACAGGUAGUGAAGAUCACAUACAGUAAAGAGCCUGUUGGGUCUUUCGUCACAUACCGAUGCAUCAUCUGA
This is a messenger RNA of Eutrema salsugineum, 711 nucleotides long. RefSeq names its product DNA-directed RNA polymerase V subunit 5C. Lineage: Eukaryota; Viridiplantae; Streptophyta; Magnoliopsida; Brassicales; Brassicaceae. Bases 1 to 711 code for a protein of 236 amino acids. Gene Ontology annotation, molecular function: DNA binding; DNA-directed RNA polymerase activity. The record is from RefSeq and is a predicted model, not a curated record. Gene Ontology annotation, biological process: DNA-templated transcription. The transcript is spliced from 4 exons.